AUGCAUUCCAUUAUCUUUUAUUAUUUUUCUUUUUUCCUUCCUUCUUUUUUCUUAUUUUCUUCAUUGCAACUGCCUCUUUCUUAUCUUAUUCUUUCUUCUUCUCAUUUGCUUUAUAUUUUUCCUCCUAAAAUGAGAAUUUCAUUUCUCUUUUUUCUACUUCUUUCUUUCUUUCUUUCUUUCUUUCUUUCUUUCUUUCUUUCUUUCUUUCUUACUUUCUUUCCCCCUCUGCAGCUGCUAACAGAAUUCAUACAAACCAACAGCACCCCCAACCAACUCACACUUUCUAAUCUUUCUGAAAUCAAUCAAUCAGAUUGGGCACGUCCAUAUUUAACCCUGUCACCUUCAUGGCUAACUCCAUCACGUUCUCCCAGUUUCCUCUUUCCUCCUUUCUUUUGGCUACUUGCCAAAGAGAAACUCUGCUUAAUAUUUCUCAUCUGCUUUGCAAUCUCCUUUUCAUAUUUUCUCUUAUGUCAAAAACUUAGCAAUGGUAAAAAUUCUCUAUCUACAUUAUUGCCUUUCUUGCCACACUGUCCCCUUUGCAAAACCAAUGUCGCUGCUCUUCUCUCUUUCAAUCAAAUUAUUUUCUCACAUUCCCUUUCUCCUACCUUGCCAAAAUAUUAA
Acanthosepion pharaonis is the source of this 621-nucleotide messenger RNA. Lineage: Eukaryota; Metazoa; Mollusca; Cephalopoda; Sepiida; Sepiidae. The record is from the annotation of a GenBank genome assembly.